UUUGUGUCCAAGUUUUGUGAUAUUCAAUUGGUGCGAGAGAUAAUAAAGCUAGCUAGAGAUAUGGAAGCUAGACAAAUUGGAGGAAAUGGAUCAGGGAGAAAGGGGGUUGAGGGAAGUGAUCAUGUAGAGAUCAAAGAAAAUGAAGAGGUUCUAAAGAAGAUUAUUGCAACUCAUCCUUUGUAUGAAGUUUUGAUUCAAUCCCACAUCAGCUGCUUGAAGGUGGGAUUAAUUGAAGCUGGAGAGUUUGAUGCAACAAGUGAUGCAUGGAAGAAGCUGGUUAACUCGAAGUCCAAAGCAACUCCAAGUCCAAACACUUCAGAGUUAGAUCACUUCAUGGAAGCGUAUUGCAUGGCACUGAGCAAGCUGCAGGAAGCGAUAGAGGAACCAACAAAAGAAACCAAUGCUUUCAUCAGAGCUACGUAUCUUCAACUAAAGGAGCUCAAUGAACUGAAUUGACCCAAUAAGCAGUUCGAAUCUUGAUGAUGCUUUUGUCCCCUUAGUGCAUCAUCUUGGUCCUUUCUUUCUACUACUACUAAGUACAAUUUGCUUAUUAUCUCUCAUUUUGAUGAGAAACUAACUCAAGCCAAUCGCUUUCAAUUCUGGCUAGACUCAGAAUCACAAGUUUUU
Glycine soja is the source of this 627-nucleotide messenger RNA. Its product is annotated as homeobox protein knotted-1-like 12. The coding region runs from base 61 to 456 and encodes 131 amino acids. Lineage: Eukaryota; Viridiplantae; Streptophyta; Magnoliopsida; Fabales; Fabaceae. Gene Ontology annotation, molecular function: DNA binding. The record is from RefSeq and is a predicted model, not a curated record. The transcript has 3 exons. Gene Ontology annotation, cellular component: nucleus.